Molecule: messenger RNA, 1929 nt
Organism: Manihot esculenta (cassava)
Lineage: Eukaryota; Viridiplantae; Streptophyta; Magnoliopsida; Malpighiales; Euphorbiaceae
Product: 3-ketoacyl CoA thiolase 1, peroxisomal
Exons: 14
Coding region: 241-1644 (467 amino acids)
Biological process (GO): phenylacetate catabolic process; fatty acid beta-oxidation
Cellular component (GO): peroxisome
Molecular function (GO): acetyl-CoA C-acyltransferase activity
Source: RefSeq, a predicted model, not a curated record
GAACGAGAGAGAGUGGAAAUGUGAACGUGUGAUCCUGAUACAUACCAAACACCCACGAUUGUUUUCUUAGAAAUUUACAUUAGUCGUGGUCGUCGUUUUGCAGAUUCCUCUUUCAUUUGGUGAUUGGGACCACUCUCAUUCUUCCAAUCCAGAGAAAGUUUGGAUUUUUAUAGAUGCCCAUCUCACUUCAGAACUGUAAUACCUUUUAGUCAUUGCCCAUUUUCAGAGAGAGAGAGAAAAAUGGAGAAAGCAGUAAACAGACAGAAAGUUCUUCUUGGUCAUUUGCAACCCUCUUCUUCUUCUUCUUCUUCUCUUUCGCAAUCCCAUGAGUCAGCUUGUUUCUCUACUUCAGUUUGUGCGGCUGGAGAUAGUGCUGCAUAUCACCGUACAGCUGCUUUUGGUGAUGAUGUAGUGAUAGUGGGUGCUUACCGUACUGCCAUUUGCAAAGCCAAGCGAGGUGGUUUCAAGGAUACCCAUCCUGAUGAUCUACUUGGCUCUGUUUUGAAGGCACUGAUAGAGAAAACAAAUGUGAAUCCAAGUGAGGUAGGGGACAUAGUUGUUGGUACAGUUCUUCCUCCUGGUUCACAAAGGGCAACUGAGUGCAGGAUGGCAGCUUUCUAUGCUGGUUUUCCUGAAACGGUGCCCAUCAGAACAGUCAACAGGCAAUGCUCCUCUGGCCUGCAGGCGGUAGCUGAUGUUGCUGCUUCCAUAAAAGCUGGAUUUUAUGACAUUGGCAUUGGGGCUGGGUUGGAGUGCAUGACAGUGGAUGCAAUUGGCAGGGUUCCCCAAGUUAACCCAAGAGUAGAUGCCUUUGUACAAGCUCGAGAUUGUCUCCUUCCUAUGGGUAUUACUUCUGAAAAUGUUGCACAGCGGUAUGGUGUUACACGGCAAGAGCAAGACCAUGCUGCAGUUGAAUCUCAUAGGAAAGCUGCUGCUGCAACAAUAUCUGGAAAAUUCAAAGAUGAAAUCAUUCCAGUUUCUACAAAGAUUGUAGACCCAAAAACUGGUGAAGAGAAGUCUGUCACAAUUUCAGUGGAUGAUGGAAUUCGACCAAACACAAACAUGGCAGAUCUGGCAAAGCUGAAGCCUGCAUUCAAAAAGGAUGGGUCCACAACUGCUGGUAAUGCUAGCCAGGUCAGUGAUGGUGCUGGCGCAGUCCUUCUUACUAAAAGAAGUGUGGCUGUGCAGAAGGGACUUCCAGUUCUCGGUGUGUUCAGGAGUUUUGCUGCUGUUGGUGUGGAUCCUGCUGUUAUGGGAGUAGGCCCAGCUUUUGCAAUUCCAGCUGCAGUGAAAGCUGCUGGACUAGAACUUAAUGAUAUUGAUCUGUUUGAAAUUAAUGAGGCAUUUGCAUCCCAGUAUGUUUAUUGUUGUAAGAAACUGGAGCUUGAUCCAGAAAAGGUAAAUGUCAAUGGUGGCGCAAUUGCUCUUGGGCAUCCUUUGGGUGCUACAGGUGCCCGCUGUGUUGCAACUCUUCUGCAUGAAAUGAAGCGUCGCGGGAAGGACUGCCGCUUUGGAGUAAUCUCAAUGUGCAUAGGCACAGGUAUGGGGGCUGCUGCUGUUUUUGAGAGAGGAGAUUGUGUCGAUGAGCUAUGCAAUGCUCGAAUGGUUAAAAAUAACAAGCUUCUAUCAAAGGAUGCUCUUUAGACGUGUGUUUUCUUCUCGCUCAUUGGUUCAUAUGUAGUUCUAGAGGAUAUCGAAUAAAGUAGACAUCUCAUGGGUGCUGCAAGUUGGAAAAUGUCAGCUUUCCUCUCCAGUGUAGAAGUUGAAUAUUUGCGUACUUCAGUUUCAUGACUGAUAAAAAUUUAGAUUACUAUUGCAAUUUUAGUACGGAUCCCAAUGUUUUGCUUCAAAUGAUUUAGUACUCGUAAAAUGAUAAUCUGUCUUUUACAUUAAAAGGGGCAGUGAACUAACUUGAUUUGUUUCUUUCCA